Molecule: messenger RNA, 396 nt
Organism: Rhizophagus irregularis DAOM 181602=DAOM 197198
Lineage: Eukaryota; Fungi; Glomeromycota; Glomeromycetes; Glomerales; Glomeraceae
Source: RefSeq, a predicted model, not a curated record
AUGUCAUCUGAUCUUAAAGUAUUGAUCACUGAACUUGAGGCUAAGAUAACUGAUGAGAAAGCUAGGUUUGAAGUAUUGAUCACUAAACUAAAGCAGGAUCAGGCAGAAAUAGAUGCUAGAAUUUUAAAACUAGAGCAGGAUCAGGCAGAGAGAGAAGAUAAGAAAAAUCGCAAAUUCCAGACUAGAUGUAUCCAGAUAGCUAAGGAAAUUCUUAAUGAGGAAUCUAUUAUCGAAUAUCGCCCUCCUUUCUUAAAUGGAUUAGAGCUUGAUGCUUUCUUCCAAAAAUAUCGAAUUGCAUUAGAGGUGCAAGGGGCUCAGCAUCGACUUCAUAGCACUAGCUGGUAUAAGGAUGUUAAAAAACUCGAAGAUAUUGUUAAUCGUGAUCGGAAAAAAUGA